GCCUCCCUGUGGCUACGGCUUGUUGUUGUGGAGGCCAAAAUGGCGGCCCAGGCGGCGGCAGCGGCGCAGGCGGCGGCUGCCCAGGCAGCGCAGGCCGAGGCGGCCGAGUCGUGGUAUUUGGCGCUUCUGGGCUUCGCCGAGCACUUCCGCACGUCCAGCCCUCCCAAGAUCCGACUGUGCGUGCACUGCCUACAGGCCGUGUUCCCUUUCAAGCCGCCGCAGCGCAUCGAGGCCCGCACGCACCUGCAGCUCGGCUCCGUGCUCUACCACCACACCAAGAACAGCGAGCAGGCGCGCAGCCACCUGGAGAAGGCGUGGUUGAUAUCACAGCAAAUCCCACAGUUUGAAGAUGUUAAAUUUGAAGCAGCCAGUCUUUUGUCUGAAUUAUACUGUCAAGAGAAUUCCGUCGAUGCAGCAAAGCCACUGCUGCGGAAAGCAAUCCAAAUCUCACAGCAGACCCCAUACUGGCACUGCCGCCUGCUCUUCCAGCUAGCUCAACUGCACACACUUGAGAAGGACCUGGUGUCGGCCUGUGACCUCCUGGGCGUGGGAGCCGAGUACGCCCGGGUGGUGGGAUCCGAGUAUACACGGGCACUGUUCCUGCUCAGCAAAGGGAUGCUGUUGCUGAUGGAACGUAAGUUGCAGGAAGUUCACCCGCUGCUGACCCUCUGUGGACAGAUUGUCGAGAACUGGCAGGGGAACCCCAUCCAGAAGGAGUCUCUGCGCGUCUUCUUCCUGGUACUCCAGGUGACUCACUACCUGGAUGCCGGGCAGGUGAAGAGCGUGAAGCCAUGCCUGAAACAGCUGCAGCAGUGUAUCCAGACCAUCUCCACGCUGCAUGAUGACGAGAUCCUGCCCAGCAAUCCUGCCGACCUCUUCCACUGGCUGCCCAAGGAGCACAUGUGUGUGCUCGUGUACCUGGUGACCGUGAUGCACUCCAUGCAGGCUGGCUACCUGGAGAAGGCGCAGAAGUACACAGACAAGGCCCUCAUGCAGCUGGAGAAGCUCAAGAUGCUCGACUGCAGUCCCAUCCUGUCCUCCUUCCAAGUGAUUCUGCUUGAGCACAUCAUCAUGUGCAGGCUCGUCACAGGACACAAGGCCACUGCGCUGCAAGAGAUCUCCCAGGUCUGCCAGCUGUGCCAGCAGUCACCCCGGCUCUUCUCCAACCAUGCAGCACAGCUGCACACGCUGCUGGGCCUGUACUGUGUCUCCGUCAACUGCAUGGACAACGCAGAAGCCCAGUUCACCACAGCCCUGCGGCUCACCAACCACCAGGAGCUGUGGGCCUUCAUCGUGACCAACCUGGCGAGUGUGUAUAUACGGGAAGGAAAUAGACACCAAGAGGUACUGUACAGCUUGUUGGAGAGGAUCAACCCCGACCACAGCUUCCCUGUCAGCUCACACUGUCUCCGAGCAGCGGCUUUCUACGUGCGUGGGCUCUUCUCCUUCUUCCAGGGACGCUACAAUGAGGCCAAGCGGUUUCUGCGAGAAACUCUGAAGAUGUCCAAUGCGGAGGACCUGAACCGGCUCACGGCCUGCUCCCUGGUGCUCCUGGGCCACAUCUUCUAUGUGUUGGGGAACCACAGGGAGAGUAACAACAUGGUGGUGCCCGCCAUGCAGCUGGCUAGCAAGAUCCCGGACAUGUCGGUGCAGCUGUGGUCGUCGGCCUUGCUGAGAGACCUGAACAAGGCCUGCGGGAACGCUAUGGAUGCCCAUGAAGCUGCCCAGAUGCACCAGAACUUCUCGCAGCAGCUGCUCCAGGACCACAUCGAAGCCUGCAGCCUCCCCGAGCACAACCUCAUCACGUGGACAGACGGCCCGCCUCCUGUGCAGUUCCAAGCUCAGAAUGGACCCAACACCAGCCUGGCCAGCCUCCUGUGAGGCCCCCAGGAGGGCGCUGCCCAGCUUCUCGGGGCCUCCUUGGGGCCUGAUGUGCUCCUGACUUCCACCCAGAUGGCACUUGAGCUUUCCUCGGAGGCGUGCUGUCAUGGCGCUCCCAGGCUUCUUUCCCAACUGUCUCCAGAGCUUCCAGCUCCCUGGGGUUGUGCUGGGCCAAUUCCUACCCUCCCAGGAAGGGCCGGCCAGCAUUCCUGUUGUGCACCAGGACCCCAGUGCCGAGGUUCGCAGAUGGGAUAUUGGAGCCGACUUUCCAGAGCCAUCCUUUAAAGUGGACUUGAACUGCCAGUCCUGCUACACAUCUGAGUCACACCUUUGGCGGGGAGCAUGUCUGUGCAGGGAGUGCUGGAGUGGGCAGCACCACUGGGGCAUCUCCACGUGACUUCCAUGGCCUGGGCUUCUGUGCCAGGCUGGAGUGUUUCCUCUGCUCUCACGGCAGCUUCCAGAGGCCAGAGGCAAGACGCUGCUUUCUGGCCAAAAAUCGGAAGGAGGAAGUGAUGGCACAUGUCAGGGACAAAAAUGCACGUCCUGCUACAAUGCUUUUCCCAGCUUGCUUUUCUCUCCAGCGUCCAUCCUUCUGACAGCUGGGGCCUCUGUUCAGGGGCCCUGGUGACCCAGGAACUCACCUUCCAAACUUAUGCACCUUGACUGGAUUACUGACUGGCUGUGGGGGUGCCUGUGCUACAGACAUGGGUAUGCAUGUGUGUGUGUGCAUGUGUGUUGAUUCUCAGAGCUGGAGCCAGAGCUGAGUGAGAGUCCUGUUUGCACCAGCUGCCUUUCCUUGUCAGCAUCCAUACUGUGGAGUAGGAAGCAUGGGAGAGGGGAGAGGACCCUUCUCAGCCCAACUCAGGGUGCCGAACAAAGGGGCUGGGACAGCUCUGCGGCCUCCUCGGCAGAGGACAUUUGCAGAUGCCUGAAGUUCAGCUGACCCUGCCCUCAGGAAGGAGGAAGAGGAGGAGACCUACUUGCCUUGGGUCUCAGGAGAGCAUUGAAACCUCUUCCUGAGCUGGACCCCAGGUGGUUCUGCCUGGACCAGACAGUGUGCUCGGUUCUGAGCUCCUCUUGGUUAGUCUAGGAUGUGCCCCAGUGGUGAUGGUGGAAUUGGGGGCAGUCGAGGCAACCACCCCCUCCAGUUUCUGGUGUCUGGGAGCAGCGCCCUGCUGAGGGGUGGUGAGUGAUCUUGCUGGCCAGGGUGGCUUGUUAGUUCGAGUUUUGUUACCCUUGCACUGUGAAGGCUGCUUCUCGAAGUCUCAGUAUCUGUGACAGAAGGAACGUUGGGAUCUGGGAUUGCUCAGGUAGCUGCUAGGGCCCUGAGCUUGGGUGUGCCUUAGCCACAAGCAGGGCUGUCAGCAAAUCACCCUGUGCUGGGCCACUGCCCUUACCAGACUGGCGGCAGCACCCUGCUACCCAUUUGGGGACCAGUGAUAGGUGAACAGGUGAGCUGCCAGUCAGAGAGAUGGGCUGACUGGGGCUUGUCCUAAGAGGACCUACCAUUUCUGCUUCACCCAGAAAAGCCUGGCCCUGUCUCAUGCUGCCCAGGGCUGCCCCCUUGGCUGACACCCCUGGACCUGUGAGGCCUGUAGAGGAGAGUGUAAGCCCGGCCACAAGCUGUCUCAUUCUGUCUUCCUCCCUGCUCAAGGCUGUCCCCCAGACCUUCCCCUCAACCCAAGGGUGGAGCUCCUGUCUUGUCAUAAGUUGCACCUGCCAGCCUGGUUUCCAUGCUGUCUAGCCUCUCCAGACCCACAUUAGUUCAUUCACACUGCACAUCAUGUUCAUCUCUGCGUAUUUAUUUAAGCCUUUCUUUGCUUCUCGGGCAUUUUGUAUGUAGAGCAGUUGAAAUAAGAACCUCAAAACUUAACAUCUGUUCUGAUGUUAAAGUGCUUUUAGUGACCGCUUUGUUAUCUAUGUAUGUGUAAGGUUAAGAAAAAGUUCUUAAGUUUACAGUUAAAAGUUCAGUACUCAAUAUUUAAUAUUCCACUGUAGCUUUACAGAAGUCAAACCGCCUGUGUAGUUGUGAACCUCCCCUUCACUGCAGCAUCUUUCAGUUAUAUCAACCUGCCAUACAUACCUUUCUGUGAGUCCACCUUUGGUGCUUCACAGUUUCUCAGUCAUAAGAAUUUAAGACAAGCAAGCAAGCUACCAGGGAGACAUUGCAGAAGAGUCAUAUAGCUAAGUGUUUAGAAAAAGAUUAAAAACUCUAAACUUCAGCUUACAGGGUGCACAGUAGUAGCAGGAGUUCCUGUUGGCAGGUCAAUUGCUGAAAGCUGGCUAGACCCUCGUUCCUCCCACCUCCUGCCAGCAGUAGUGGCCCUGGGCCUGCAGGUCUGGGGUGCUGGUCCAGGAGGUGCCCCUGUGUUCCCUCGAAAAUACACAGCUGCCUUCCCUUACCAGGUCCCUGCAGGCACCCAUGGGCUGGGUGAGAAUCAUCUCUCUGGGGUAAGCACUCCCCAUCCCACUUACUGGGAGUACAGGCAGGGAACUAGGAUAAGGACUGCCUGGCAUGGUGGGUAAGUUUGGUUGCAUUGUCUCUUUUGUUAAAGGGUUUUUAAUAAGUAUGUUUGACAUAAUGUCUUUUAACAGGUUUGUAAUAUGGUUUUAGCAGCCUGUAACUUCAGCUGGUGCUUUUAAUCAGGAAAACAAAAAUUUAUAAAUGCAAAACAUUGUUUAAAAUACAUAACCAUAGAACUUA
Hipposideros armiger (great roundleaf bat) is the source of this 4585-nucleotide messenger RNA. RefSeq names its product MAU2 sister chromatid cohesion factor (gene MAU2). Lineage: Eukaryota; Metazoa; Chordata; Mammalia; Chiroptera; Hipposideridae. The transcript has 19 exons. Gene Ontology annotation, biological process: mitotic sister chromatid cohesion. Bases 40 to 1881 code for a protein of 613 amino acids. Gene Ontology annotation, molecular function: protein binding. The record is from RefSeq and is a predicted model, not a curated record.